Molecule: messenger RNA, 2297 nt
Organism: Actinia tenebrosa (Australian red waratah sea anemone)
Lineage: Eukaryota; Metazoa; Cnidaria; Anthozoa; Actiniaria; Actiniidae
Product: solute carrier organic anion transporter family member 4C1-like
Biological process (GO): transmembrane transport
Cellular component (GO): membrane
Molecular function (GO): protein binding
Source: RefSeq, a predicted model, not a curated record
GUCAGGAAAUCACACAGUAAUAGUACUUCACCCAGUAAUGUGAUCUCUCUGUUUUUGCUCUCUGCCAUUCACUAUAUAACUGUCCAAUCAAUUAACCAAAUCUCUCAGAUCAGUGUGAUAAUUCAAUGAAUGAAUAAGAACCCACGGAUGUAAUUAAGUUCUUAAGAGAUUGAAAAAUAGGAAGCGAAGUAGUAGAGAAUCGGGUGCCAAACCAAGGAGAGAAUUCAUUACAUUCAUCACACCUCGAGAGUAAUUCUUCAGAUUUGAACGAAGGAUUUCAGAGCUGGUUGUCUGCGCCAUGGCCUCAAAUUGGAAGGAAAAAUCUCCUUCAGAGGAGACUUUGAAAUCUCUUGAAGGGGUACGAAGUGAUAACCAAAACGACUGCUUCUUGGUCCAAUCAGAAGAAUCAACUUGGGGCUGGUUCGCGUUCAGGCCACGGUGCCUUCAAUGGCUGAACAGUUCAAGAUUUUUGAUGGCUGUACUGUUUUUCCUGACUAUCACUCAAGGAAUGGUUUCUCUAACAUUCGUACCCAUGUCACUACCAUCCUUAGAGAGGCGCUUCUUGCUCAACAGCAAACAAACAGGUACAUUGAUCUCAGCUGCUGAUAUCACGUCUAUGAUCUUUGGUACUCUGGCUAGUUUCUAUGGCGGACACAGUCACAAGGGCAAGUGGUUGGGGUGUGGAGCCAUCAUAUCUGGUCUUGCUUCUGCGAUUUAUUCACUGCCACACUUUUUGAUUGAAGAUUACGAUCCACAGUCAGUUUCAACAAAGAGCCUUCCAUUCUGUGUUUCCAAUAAAACCUUCGUCGCCAAAGACGAGGAUUGUUUAACAACCGCCAGAUCUUCCUCUUCAUACUACUUUAUUUUCAUCUUGGCCCAGCUUCUCUCAGGAGUAGGAUCUUCACCUCUUCUAUCACUCGCCCCUGCUUGGCUCGAUGAAAAUGUCCACCCCAAACAUACUGGUUUGUAUCUUGGUAUGUUUUUCACUGCAUUCAUUAUUGGACCAGGCAUCGGCACUAUGAUUGGUGGAAAACUACUGGAGGUGUAUGUUGACAUUAAGAUGCCUCCAGGGUUGCAGCUCAGGCCUCUCGACCACCGUUGGAUAGGAGCUUGGUGGCUAGGACCGUUCGUCUUUGCCUUCUUUCUUAUUAUCUCCGGGUUUAUUUUGCUUGGCUUCCCAAGUAAGGUCCCUGGUGCUGUAGAAAUGAGAGAAGAAGCUAUAAAAAAUAAAUAUAUAAUCGGUAAAGACAACAACUUGCAAGGGCGACUGAAAGACAUUGUUCCCGCCACGAAGUCUUUGUUUACCAACAAGGUUUACAUAUUUCAGAUAUGUGGUAUGAUCUCGGGUACCUUUGCGUGGUACGGAGCGGGUCCAUUUCUGUACAAGAUCAUUCGUGAUCGAUACGGUGCACCUCAGUUCCUGGCAGGACUCUUCAUGUCUAUCUUAUCCCUCAUUGGCGGGAAUGUUGGAGUGUGGAUAGGAAGUGCAGUGGUCAGAGGUCUUGGUUUACGUGACUCUUGUCGCAAAGCUGCCAAAUUUGUCUUCUUUGCUAACAUUUUCACCAUGUCGAUUCUUUCUUUCCUGGUUCCCGGAUGUGAAUACCCUCGGUACGCAGGUGUUGAUGUACCUUAUCCAAACAGUUCUCUUGGACAACUACAACUGUCUAGCUCCUGUAAUAUUAACUGUCACUGCACAACGAAUCAGUACAGUCCAAUGUGUGAUUCACGUGGUGUAAACUUCUUCUCUCCCUGUUAUGCUGGCUGUUCUCCGCUCGAUGCAAAAAAGGGAUUUGCAAACUGCUCUUGCACAUCUAUUCCUAGUAAACUAACGAUGGGUCCUUGCAAGAAACGCUGCAGUUAUUUGUAUUUAUUUGUGGGAUACUUGUUCAUAAUGACCGUCAUUGGCGUCUGCGAUCAAAUACCAAGCGACAUUGUCCUGUUCAGGUCAGUGCCUGACAAUCAGCGAUCCUACGGCCUUGGAAUUCAAUUCGUCCUCAGCAAACUAAUGGCAGCUUUGCCUGGUCCAAUCAUAAUCGGUUACAUCAUCGACGAGACUUGCUCCCUAUGGAAAACAAAAUGCAGCCAAAGGGGCAACUGCUUGAACUAUGACUACGAUAAGCUGGGCUGGAUCAUUGUAUCGUAUGGGCUGCCACUCAAAGCUUUGUCGCUGAUGUUUUAUUUCUUGUCCUGGUACUACUGCAAAGAACUUGAGAUCCGAGUUGCCACGACAACGGAUGACGUCAACAAAACCGAGUCUAAUUGCAAAAGUACUGCUGUAUGAAGGCUUCGAUGGAUGG